This is a messenger RNA of Candida albicans SC5314, 3603 nucleotides long. RefSeq lists its product as uncharacterized. The transcript has a single exon. Lineage: Eukaryota; Fungi; Ascomycota; Pichiomycetes; Serinales; Debaryomycetaceae. Gene Ontology annotation, cellular component: nucleus. Gene Ontology annotation, molecular function: protein binding. The record is from RefSeq and is a predicted model, not a curated record. The coding region runs from base 1 to 3603 and encodes 1200 amino acids.
AUGAACAAUACAUUUGAUCCGACACUACAUUCAUUUGAUAAUUACUCAGGCACACCACAAAAGAGACAGAAUAGUUUAUCUUCACAAAUGGUUCAUACAUCUAAUAAACGAACACCCAAUCCACUUCAAACCCCGUUGGCAAUGCAAAGUGCACAAGAAUAUCCAUUUACUGUCAAUAACAAUAAUCUGAAUUUGAAUUCACCUACAACUGCACCUCAAGUGUCAUCACCACGCUAUAAUGUUCGAUCUAGAAAAAAUGUGAUUCAACACAUGAAAACCCCCACACCGUCGGCUUAUGAAGUUCCGUCGAGUCCUAAUAUCAAUCAUUUAUCACACUUAUCAAAUCAUAAUCAUUCUGAUCUGUCUGAUUCCAAUGCUGUGUUAGAAAAUACCCAAGAGGCAAUGGACACUAAAGUAGCAUCCCGUUCUUUUUCACAACAGCAACAGCAACAGCAAUCAUAUUCGCACCUGACACAUUCACAAAAUUAUCAACAACAACAACCUACGCCGCAAACUUCUGCACCGCCACCAUCCCUGCAGCAACAGCAACAGCGAGUUAUGUCGGAAGAAGAACAACAACUUGCAACAAAACUCAAAGAAACUUACAAGAAUAUUGUCAACUAUGAAGAAAUCAUUCAAAAUAAUUGUGUGGAGAUAAGUUUAAAAAUAAACCAAAUAACUUCAACGAACAAUCCAAAUUUGGUUUAUGGAUCACCUAUGGCUGCUCAAAAUUUAUCAAGUUCAUUAAAUUCAAAUUCAUCAGUAGCUUCUGGUGUAACUAGAACAUCGGAAUUACUGAAUGAUUUAUGGACUGUAUAUCAUCAAAAUAUAACCUUAUUGGAUAACUAUUAUGAUUUUUUAGUCACAUCUUUAAAGCCAUCAUCAAAUCAAACUCAAUUUAAAACCGGUAAAAAUAUUGUUGACUUAUACAAGAUUCCUAGAAGAAUGUGGGUUUAUGGAGUAGUGGGGUUUCUUGAAGUUUUGAAAAAUAUCAUGAGUAUUUUCCAAGAUCAUGAAAUUUGUCUGUGUUUUAUAUCAUAUUGCUUUAAUAUUAUUUCCAAUUUAACAGACCCAAUUUUAGAAAUGGAAGGAUGGUGGCUGGAAAAAUUGGGUGAUUUAUCAAGAAUGGCCAUUGCCCUUUAUGCAUCCAAAUUCAUUGAUUGGAAAAUCAGUGCUGAAUGUUGGUAUUCUGUGGCCAUGAAAACACUCUAUGGACAUGGGAAAAUAUAUUAUCAUAUGUGUACCGUACAACAGGACAAUUUAGAUGCUUUAGUCAACAUUGGUAAAUCUGUGAUUUGUCGUGAUCCUUUUGUUCCUACACAACAUUAUUUGAGAUUAGUGGUGGAAAAUAUAUGCACCCAAAGAAACAUUUUAUCAUUAUUAGAAUUACCUAUUAUUGAUUUCAUUAAAAUUCAUAAAGUUUUACUCAGUAUUCAUAAUGGUAGAAGUAAUGACGGGAAUACUACUGAAAGCAUACAUGACUCUCAAUUACAAUAUGGAAUUGAUUUGGUUACUAGAUAUGGAUUAACUUUUGGUUCUGAUUCAAAUGGGUAUAAUUUUUUCACCCGUGAAUUAUACGCUGCAGGUAAUAGUGCAAAUUCAAUCAGUAGUGACCCUCAGCAACAGCAACAGCAACAGCAACAGCAGCAGCAACAACAACAACAGCAACAAAUUCAACAAAUUCAACAACCUAGUGCAACAAAUACUAUUGAAAAAAUGAAUUUUUGGUUCAAUAAAGGAUCAUUAUUUGCCAUUUCUAAUAUUAAUCAUCUUAUUGGAUUUGGUGAUGCGAAAAAUCCAUUUGCCAAAUUAUUUCAAUUACCAGAAGCAUUAAAAGAACGGAAAGAUAAAAAGGAUCGUAAAAGAAAAUCAAGAAGUGCUUCACAAACUGAAGAUGCCAAUUUAGCUACUAUUGGAAGUGCAGGUGGUGUUGAUGGUCAAUCAAUUACUGCUGCUGAUUUAACUACAAAUGAUUGGUUUUAUUGUCUUCAAUUUAUUAAUAAAUCUGUACUUGAAUUAUCGAUGAGAAUAUUGAAUCAUUAUUUAAUUGGUCCCAAGCAAGCAUCUACUGCUCAUAUAAUAGUAUGGUUAUAUUUUUUGAUUAGUAUUGGUGAAAGUGUUCAAAAAUAUCCUUUUAGUCAACCGAUGAUACAUUGGUUAUUUAAAAAAAUUUUCCCAUGGGAAUCAUUAAUUAAUUAUUUGAAUUCGUUAUUAUCAUUUGUUAAAAAUAGUCCAAAAUUAUGUGCCAUGUAUACUCAAUAUCUUCAAGUUAAUUAUGUUCAAUAUUUCAAUCAAAAUGAAUUUUUACCUGAAGUUUGGAAAUGUUGGGGCACACUUUGGUUUGAUUUAAUUAGUGAAAAACAUGAUUAUAUUGAUCUGGAAACUGCUGGAGUUAAAAAUAAUAAUUUAUUUGAUUUACCAAUUUGUGGAACUUAUCCAGUGAUUAAUAAUAUGUCAGGAGAUAAUUUUGAUUUAAAAUCGAAAAAUCAAAUGGAAAAUGAUAAUGAUGAAAGGAUUGUUCGUAUUAUAUUAUUGUCAAGAACUAUAGCUGAUAAUUAUGGAUUUGGAUUAGUUCGUACUAGGGAUGAAUUUAAAUUUGAUCAAAAUUUAUAUCAUCGAGAAAUCAAUGAUUCAUUUGCUCAAGAAUUUAUACUCGAUGGAAGAUUUCUGCAAAAUAAUUUUAUGCAACCUAUAUCUAGAGAAAAUUUAACGUUUGAAACUAAUCAUCAAUUAUCAUCGAUUCAAAAAGAUGAAAUAUGGUUUGGUGGUUUUGAUAGUCAUUUAUAUGAUGAUGAAAAUCUCGAAUUAGGUGAAGAUAUCAUUGAUUGUGAAGAUGAUCUUGAAGAAGUAUAUGCCAAUGAAUAUGGUCGAGCAUCUUUUGGUGGUGGUGGUGGUGCUACUACUACUAGUCAUAACGAUUUUUAUGGGGAUAGUUUUAUUGGAACUCCUACCGAUCCAUUAUCAUUAGGUGGUAGUAUUGAUGAAGAUUAUGAAGGGAAUUUUGGUGAUAAAAUCGAUAGUAAUGUAACUCAUAUAACUUUGGAUACUAAUAUUUGGUUGAAACAUUGUGGACGAAUUUAUAAAUGUGUUAGAAAUGGAGUUAUUAAAGUUCUGAUUCCAUUGAUUGUAUUUCAAGAAUUACGAGCAUUAAGAAAAUCUCCAGAAGCCACUAUAGCUGAUGCUGCCACUAGAUCAGUAAUUAUAAUUCGUGAAUUAUAUUUAACGAGAGAAGUUGUUCCAUUGAGAUUUGAUGGUACAGUUGCAUCUGAUAUAAAUGAAACUACAGAAUUUGAAAAUAAUUCUACAUGGAGAUCAAAUGUUGAUGAAACCAUUCUUCAUGCGGUUAAUGAACAUGAUGAAAUGGGGAAAAGAUUGAUGAAAGGAUUAAAUUUACGAUUAUCUUCUAGUACUAGAGAAGAUUAUAAGAAACGAGAUCCACCAGUAUUAAAUUCUCGUAUGGCCAAAACAUUCAAAUAUUGUAUAUUGAUAACUGAUGAUAGAAAUAUGAGAUUAAGAGCUAAAACUAUUGGAUUAACUUCAUUUCAAAGUAAAUGGUUAUUUGGUCAAUUGGAAACUGUAUUUUCUGAUAGAUGUAUUGAUUAA